CGCAUGAGCUUCAUCAGGAUCGUGUAGGAUUUCUAACGCCAAAAGAGUCUAAGUUUACUGUUAAAAGUCAAUAAAUUUUGAAAUAGAUUCUAAAGAUUACAGUUACUCUAAACAUUAGUUAUCAUGAAAAUUUGGAGUUCAGAACACGUUUUUCACCAUCCGUGGGAGACGGUUGCUAAGGCGGCAUGGAGGAAGUACCCAAAUCCAAUGAAUAACAGUGUAGUAGGGGUUGAUGUUGCCGAGAGGAGGGUAGAACCAUCAGGGAAACUAUACAGUCAUAGAAUACUCACAACCAAAUGGGGCUUACCCGGCUGGGUAAUCAGAUUUCUAGGUAUGAAUCCAACCUGUUUUGUAAGUGAACACUCCUUAGUAGAUGCCAAAGAAAGAACACUUCUUCUCAAGUCUAAAAAUGUAACCCUAAAUAGCUACGUGUCCAUAGAUGAAGAACUUGUGUAUAAACCUCAUCCAACGAUAUCAAACGCAACAUUACUAACGCAAGAAGCUGUAGUCACUGUUAAUGGUUUUGGUCUCGCUAAUCAUCUAGAAGGACUGGUCACCAAGACAAUAUCAUCCAAAUCUGCCUCGGGUCGGGAAGCAAUGGAAUGGGUCAUCCAGACGAUCAACCAAGAAAUGAAGGACUUAGCUUCUCAGGUUAACAAGAGCAUGGAGGAUAUAAAACACAGUAUGGAGACACUCAACUACGAGUAAAACCUGUACAGAGCAAGGUUACGGAUAAUUGUAUUUAACACAGUAUCGAAGCUCAUGAGCACGGAGGAUAUAAAACACAGUAUCAAAGCUCAAGAGCAUGGAAGAUAUAAAAACACUCAACUACGAGUAAAUAACCCUGCGGAGCAAGAACAUGGAGAACUGUAAAACACAGCAGGCCUGUAUCCUUCGUUUAUCAAAGGUCAAGGGCAACAAGACAUUUUCUCCUUGGUAAAGGGCACCCUAUUACAAAUUUGUAAAUUUCUUCUGGAGCAUUUCAAGGGCACCAAGGCAACGACCAUGGGGCACGGAGGCAAUCGCCUUUGUUGCCUCCGUGAAGUAGCAGGCCUGCACAGUAUCGGAGCUCAUGAGCAUGGAGAAUUGUAAAACACAGUAUGGAGACACUCAACUAUGAGUAAAUAACCCGGACGGAGCAAGAGCAUGGAGGAAAUAAAACAGAGUAAUGAGUCACUCAACUUCCAGUAAAGCACCCGGAGAUCACCCUUGUCUAAAGAAGAACAUCUCACAUGUAAUUUCUCAGGUUUUUUCAUGAUUUCAGGGUUUGAUUUUAUAAAUCCUUGAGCCUUUUUGAAAGAAGGAAAGCAGUUACCACAGAGAGAAAGAAAUUGUCUACAUUGUGACCAAACCUGUUGUUUUGUAUUUCUGGAGAUGCACAGAAUCUGUAAACCUCUUAAAAUGUUUAAAGCCAUUAUACACUUUCGGUAAACAGUAUUGUCCAAGUCCCACACUUUGUGUAUCACAACUUAUAUA
Molecule: messenger RNA, 1476 nt
Organism: Asterias rubens (European starfish)
Lineage: Eukaryota; Metazoa; Echinodermata; Asteroidea; Forcipulatida; Asteriidae
Product: PRELI domain containing protein 3B-like
Exons: 6
Coding region: 124-708 (194 amino acids)
Biological process (GO): phospholipid transport
Cellular component (GO): mitochondrial intermembrane space
Molecular function (GO): phosphatidic acid transfer activity
Source: RefSeq, a predicted model, not a curated record